Molecule: messenger RNA, 3247 nt
Organism: Xyrauchen texanus (razorback sucker)
Lineage: Eukaryota; Metazoa; Chordata; Actinopteri; Cypriniformes; Catostomidae
Product: NHS-like protein 2
Exons: 6
Coding region: 472-2781 (769 amino acids)
Biological process (GO): cell differentiation
Source: RefSeq, a predicted model, not a curated record
UGAGGAGACACAUGCACAAAGGAUAUCACAUCCACUUAAAAAGCUGACACUGAAGGCAUCCCAGUCGAGAGAGUUAGGAAUUCACUGAAGCUGAUAACAUUGGCCGCCUGGAGACACAAUUCACAAAGGCUGCCAGUCCCUAACAUUCUGCCUAAUCUCUAUUCAUGUUCCAUAUAAGAAAGUCUUACAAAUUUGGAACAACGUGGGGCAUCCAACGAACUUGAACUCAGAGAGGAAGCAAGCAGCCCACUUCCUAUCGUCAUGGUAACAGCAUGUGAAUGCGUUGAACACUGAGUGGAGAGCUGGAGAGAGAGAGAGUGGGAACAGCAUCAGAAGACAUAGCUCCGUCUCCAGAGCCGAAUGAAAGGUUGUGUAUCUCCAAGAAUAUGCUGAAGAAUAACUUAAAAUAGCCAAUGGAAUCUCUCGACAACUGAUUUAUGAAAAAGUGCUGACCUUAAACUAAAAUCAAAGAUGGAAAACACCACCAUAGUCUGUUCUGCCCAGGGUUGGUGUGGCCCUAAUGUUUCAACCUUCUCAUCUGAGUGGGAUGAUAAUGUGAACUCAUUUCUGAUGGCACCUGACGUGAUCAAACCCCCUCCACAGUUCCAAGAUCCAGAAGAGCCAAGCCAGGCAUCACAGAUUAACUCUGCUGUUGUGAUAAGAGGGGAUAAAGAUUGUGUAAAUGCCCUGAGGGAGCAGCGUAGGAGUAGACCAACCAGUAACAUAGAGGUCCACAGACGCUCCUUGUCCCUUUCCACAGCUGUGAAUUCCAACCCAUGUGUGACCCGGCGCCGGUGUGUAAGCUAUGCCCUUUCAUAUCCCAGCAGCAGCUCGGAGGAUAGUGGUAGUGACAGCACCUCUGCGAGGCGUGGAGAUCGCCUUCCGGAUGCGGUGCCACGGUCUAGGUCCCGAAGCAUUGUCCUGACGAAGGCCAAAAGCAAACCAGCCCCACCAGUACGAACCGUGUCAUUACAAAUGCUUGCAGCUGGGAAGCAUUCUGAGCAUAAAACGCAGGCACACUUAAAAAAAGAUGGCCAGAAUGUCAUACUACUGCCAGAUCUUAUUCCAACACCUAAACCAGAAGUUGGUAAGUGCAAGAAAUCAACUCCUGCAACCGAAGCACCUGGAAAGGUGGCACUGAAACCAUCUAUCUCUUCUCACAGAGCACUAAAUGAGCUACGGUCCAGUGAACCAUGCAAGUCUGGCUUAGGUCCAUCUGUGGCUGCUCCAACAAAUGAUGGUACCUUUGGUAAUUCUGAAGUAAACACUUCCCCAUCCUCUUCUCAUUCCUCCACCUCCCAGCCAUCCAUUCCUUCUCCAUCCAAACCCUUUGGGUCAAACUCGCCAUCAAGUGGCUAUGGAAGCCAAUGUGAAACACCCACUCAAUCAUUCCAGUCUUCAGUUAACAUGGGACCUUUUCAGUUGGGUUGCAGGAUGGGUUCAAAGCCAUCCAGCGCAAUUCCUGGCCAAAGGGCAAGGCACCGAAAUGCAAGGCUAUCUCUUCAGCUUCCUGAGGUUCAGCAGUACACCCAUGAUCCAGAACCUUCUACAGUUCAACAGAAAGCAAACCGUCGCUACUCAGACAGCACAGAAGCCACCAGACCAAAGCAAAGGCUGAGUAACAGCAUGUUCAUCAUGCCAGUUGUGACUCAGGAAGACCUAAACAAUGUGCGCUUACGUUCAGUCAGUAGCUCCGAUCUAGAGAAUGCACGGGAAACUACAACAGAAGUUAUCGAGGAGGAGGCUGAAAGGGGUGGAAACUCUCUAAGUCCCACAAACAGCCCAAGAAACAAACCACCAGUGGCUCCAAAGCCCCAGAGAAACAAAUGGCCAAACAAUACCUUGGUGCAGCCACAUUUUGGAACAGCUUCAUAUCCAGAACCCUCAACAGUCAUAGCCAGUGAACGACAGGAAGACAUUUACACAAUGGUUAACAAAGCAAAGCCUGCAGUGACCGUACCAUCCCCAAAUAUUGCCAGUUUUGGACAAGGACAUCAUCUGAAGCAGCAGCAAUUUUUUGAUGGACACUCUCUGGAACCAAUAAGGGAGCCCCAUUGGCCACAGCCCCCAUGCACUCUUGAGCCACAGGACCCAAGUGUGCUUCCCUUCAACAAAACCUCCCGUUGUAACCCACAUGAACUUCAGAAGAAAAAGAGAAGAGCCCCAUCACCACUUCUGGCAAAGUCUCCAUGUGUGGACAACUCACCUUCAGGUAACUCAGCAGCCCUGAAGAACUCAGACAAUAUCCAGUCUCCAUCUAAGCUAUGCAAGUCUCCAAAAUCUCCUACCUCUGCGAGUCAGUAUCAUGUAACUCUCUAUGGUGUGAUUCCAACAUGCCCUAUGGCCGUUGAACAACAACACUCAAGUGCACCAGAUCAUCCCUCAUACGAUGUAGAAAAAAGUGACCAUAUGCCAGACCUUGGACCACUACAAUUAGUGGGAGAAGAAGAUGAUGUAUUUCUUUACAAGUCCAAAUCUCACACAACGGAGGACUUGUUCACCAUCAUCCACAGAUCUAAAAGAAAGCUCCUGGGUCGUAAAGACUCCUUUGAAAACAAGCAGGGUGAUCCUGGCACACAGACACCUGGGGGAGGAGGUUCCAAAAUCAGUUCUCAAAAUGACAACUUCAUGGCUUUUCUGAGAAGGACGAGAAGUGCCAAGGCUGGUUGCAGUGAAAAGAUAUCAGCAACAGAGCUCCUCAGAAGCUCCAAACCAACCGCUAACAUUGCAGCAAACAUGACCCAUUGCAAAAAUAGCUAUGUACAGUCACAUGGUCCUUAAAUUGUUUUGUUUUUUGUAUUUUGAACUCUCCCAAUAGUUUUUUAUAACCAUCAUUUAUUGGUCACUGUAAUGCCACGUUAAAAGCUUGUGGAGCAGUUAUAAUCAUUAUCAAAAAUUGGCUAGUAUAUAUUUGCUUUUGUUUUGAAUAGCAUCUGAAGUUGUUCAAACCACUUAUCUUUCUGAAACAUGUAUCAUGUUUUUCCAUCAUUGUCAGUAAGAGCAGAACAAGGUAAAUUAUGAUUACUGAUUUGUAAAUUAAAAUAUAACUUUAUAUGUAAAAGUAAAUAUGAAUGUUUUAAUAGUAUUUCCUAAGAAAAUGUUAGUUUUUGCCAUAAUGUUACUGAAUGUUGAAACAUAAAAUUUGUUGUGAUUAUAUUCUUGCCUUCCAAAAUGAGUUCAGCAUUUUAUUGAGCAGCCUAUUGCUGUUGUAUUUCAAUGACAGUUUCAAAAAUGUUUUGCUGUAGAU